Paramacrobiotus metropolitanus is the source of this 1978-nucleotide messenger RNA. RefSeq names its product oligodendrocyte transcription factor 2-like. The transcript has 2 exons. NCBI's taxonomy places the organism in Eukaryota, Metazoa, Tardigrada, Eutardigrada, Parachela, Macrobiotidae. Bases 882 to 1541 code for a protein of 219 amino acids. The record is from RefSeq and is a predicted model, not a curated record. Gene Ontology annotation, molecular function: protein dimerization activity.
GUCACGCCGCUCAUCGCCGGCUUAAAGCCUUAAACAAACGAUCGCGGCUAUUUGUCGGGGAUUAAUGGGAUUGCCAUUGGCGCGGAUACGAGCUAGUGUUGCGUAUGCGUAUGUGGGACGUUAGUGGGUUGCGGCGCCGAUCGGAGUUACAUCAGGGAUAUCGCGGAUAACCUCGGAAUAAUCUGGGAAUUUGCGCGACGGAUGCGGCAUGCCUGCCGGCCAUUCCGCUCUCCAUUCGCUGAGCAUAUAGACAGAAGCAGCGUCCAGCCGAAUCUUAAGCGUACACGCGGGAGCCGGCAAGUAAUCGGUUAUUAUUUAAAUACGGCGAUCGCAUCCGCAGCGCCGCUCGACAGCCGUUGCAACGUUUGGCCGGCAUCUUGCGAAUUAUUCCAUCGCGCGAUCCCAUGUUAAACCAUUAGCGCGUCGCCCCCGGGCUACACCCAUCCUUAUUCUACUCCUCGGUUUCUGUCAUCUAGAUAAACCUUUUUUUACUCUGCACCGGCUUAAUUCGGCGGUGGAGCGUUUAAUUGUGACCUGUGCUAUGUAUACGACUAUUAGCUUCCGCUGUAGUUAAUGUAGAAGAAGGGCGUCAUUCGGCGCUGCAUCGGCUGCUGCUCCGUCUGGUCGUGUUGUGCCAUUAAUUGGACGUUGUGGCGGAAAUGGAAUUGCCGCGACGGCCUGCCGCGAGUUAGCGCAAUCAGGCCCGCGUCCGCUCCCAUCCAUUGCGAGUGCAGUGAAUUACCGUAAUUCGUUAGUCCCGGCCUUCAGCUCGCGCUCAAGCGCGCACUCUGCCGGCAACAGCGUCGUCACACACUGCUGAUACUCUCAGGCUCGCCGGCAUCCGUGACCUUUACGUCGCUUUCUGUACCGUGAACGCCGGCAUGUGGAAGGCCUAUAAAAUGGAAGCGCUUCACACCGCCGCCGUCGCUGCCGAUCACGAUUCGGACUCGCGCGACUCGGAGAUGGAGCUGGACUGCGUGGGCAGCCUACCCGACCACGAGAGCCUGGCCUCGUCGCCCUCCCGCGACGACCACGACUCAGAACGGACUUCCUCCAAAUCCACCUCCUCCGCCGCACGCAAAGCCGCCGCCGCCGCCACCGGGGGGCUGCACUGCAAACCGACCCGCGAGCUGCGUCUGCGCAUCAACAGCCGCGAGCGCAAGCGCAUGCACGACCUCAACAACGCCCUCGACGAACUGCGCGGCGUCCUGCCGUACGCCAACGGGCCAACGGUGCGCAAACUCUCCAAGAUCGCCACGCUGUUGUUGGCCAAGAACUACAUCCUCAUGCAGGCCAACGCCAUCGAUGAGCUGCGCCGGCUGCUGGCCUUCGCCAACCACGCCCCCCACCGCCUCCCCGGUCUGCUGCACCACGUCCCGGCCCCGCCCGGCCUACACCCGCACCCCCACCUGACCCUUCCUCCCGGGGGCCUGGGGCUGGGCCCCUCCGCGGCCGGCAGUCUCCUCUUCCGCGGUAACGCCCCCGGCGCCGCGGUGACCGCCCCGGGAAGCGACGGCAGCAAUCUCUUUCCGCUCUGCUGAAUCGCGACGCCAUGCCGCUUCCGCUUCAAGUUCCGCCGGCUGCGCAGCCCAGUGCCUGAGCGCUGAAACGCGCGCUUAAAGAAGCUUAAUGGGCAAAGCAAUUUGGCCUCAUCCGCGACAGCGGCGAUACCCGAGACAAAGCGCGAUGAUUAGCCGGGUUAAGCUGCGACAACAGCCUCCACGCAUCGUCCCCGGCAAUCAGCAUUCCAGCAGAUUGACCGCACGAGCGCCCAUCUUCGCCGCCUUCAUUCCAUUGAACACCAGCACAAUCACUGUGUUUAGCUUACUUAAUUACUCCGCUUAUAUUCGACAAACUGUUGGCAGCGUUAAAGGUCACAGAUUUCUCGCAACGAAUAUUAUAUAUGUAAAGCAGUGUAAAGGUAGAAUGUGAUUGAGUUUGAUCUGCAUUAUUCUAGUCUUCCGUGUGCUUAGUUUAA